Tarenaya hassleriana is the source of this 4098-nucleotide messenger RNA. RefSeq names its product E3 ubiquitin-protein ligase UPL7. The record is from RefSeq and is a predicted model, not a curated record. The transcript has 15 exons. Gene Ontology annotation, biological process: protein polyubiquitination; ubiquitin-dependent protein catabolic process. Lineage: Eukaryota; Viridiplantae; Streptophyta; Magnoliopsida; Brassicales; Cleomaceae. Bases 212 to 3646 code for a protein of 1144 amino acids. Gene Ontology annotation, molecular function: ubiquitin protein ligase activity; protein binding.
UAACAAAAAAAAAAAAGGAUCUGACAGCGUGGGCAAAAAAUCCGACGACCUCUGGUUCUCGGCAUUGAUUCGAAUUCGACCCUGAAUUCAAACAAAAAAAAAAGAGAAUAAUAAUCAGCAGAAACAAAAUCGCGAAAGCUAAAGGAAGAUUGACGAGGAUUUGCUGCUGGGUUUCUAUUGUCUUCGUACCGUAUGAUCGGUUCCUCAAUUCAUGGACCAGCUUCGCAAGAACAAGGUUUCUCUCAGAGGUGCUAGUACUGGGGAGAUUUCAAGGGAUGAUUUGCUUGCAAAGGUAUCGCAAGAAAGGGAGCUACGGAGCUAUGCAAGACGGGCUAAUGCCGCCGCCCUCUUCAUUCAGAGAGUUUGGAGGUCCUAUAUUGUGAGGAAGAGGGCGGCUUUGGAACUACGAGAAGAAUGGGAGAUCUUACUGAAUCACCAUGCAGGUUCGGUCACCCGAAGUUGGGUAUCAAGCAGCGUCUUGAGACCCUUUCUUUUCUUUAUCAGAUCUUUAUCUGUUCAAUAUCAAAAGAUACAAGCAAGAGACAUAAGCUGCACACAGACUUGCUUUAAGAAUUUAUUGGAGAGCAUGAACUCUAAUGAUCCGAAUUGCAAUUUCUGUUUAUUAGCAGUUGGUACACUUGAAGAGAGAAGGGCAUGGGCCUGCCAAACACGAAAGCUGGUUUCUCUAUGCGCUUUCCUCCUAACGGAGUGUAAUAAAUCACAUGAAAGGAUAAAAGAUGUUAUUGUUGUUAAUGCCCUUGCAUUACGUAUUCUUGUUGUUUUGACUGAUCCGAAGAGCUGGAAGGGCAUUACAAAGGAUAAUUUUAAAGAUGCAGAAAUAGCUGGAAAGAUGCUCAUUUUGUUUCUAGGAGCCCGUAGAAGUGGAUAUUACACGGCUGUUAGAAGAUAUUUCCUGACAUUAAACAAGCAAAUGGAUGACAGGUUGUUGAUUACUACUAGUGCGGUAACCUUGGCCAUACGGCCGUUUCACAUGAGAGAGUCUGAUUUUGUUGAUGGUGAUCAACCAGACAUAAUUUUGUCUGUUGAAGAAUAUAUUGCUUCUGUACUAACAAUUCCUCGGCUAACUCAAUGCCUGCCAAGUGCUCUCAUAUGUGCACUGAAGCACAGGACUGUUCUAACUCCGAUUUUUCGCACUUCACUGACUUCGUGGGAUAAAGUCUUGACCAGACUAUUGGAAAUAGGGCGUGCAGAGAAACAAAGUCCCUCCUCCAUGGUGAUUCCUCCUGUUGGGUGGGCUCUUGGAAACAUUAUAUACCUGGCUACAGUUAGUGAAAACGGGUUCGUGGAUCCACAAGGAUCAAUUCCUCACAUGUUUUAUGUCUCCUAUGUGCAUGCUGCGAUGACCCUUGCUGAGAAUUUCUUAUCUAGGCUUGAAAAUGUUGGAAAUCAAGAUAUUCAUCGUGAUUUUGAAGCCUCGGCAGAUGAAAGUGGCGCGGGAGAAAAUUCCAUUAAGAUCUCUUAUUUGGAAUUGCUUAGACCAAUAUGUCAGCAGUGGCAUCUUGUGAAACUUUUGGCAGCUUCAAGGAAAGAUACUCCAGUUAUUACAGAGAAGAGUGCAUCAUUGGGCAAUCAAGAAGGAUCAGAGAAGCUUGAAUUGUCUGAUAUUGCACGGUUUUAUUCAUCCAUGCUGAGGAUCUUUGGUGUGUUGAAUCAUGUUGGGUCUUUGCCUGUCCUUAACAUGUUAUCCUUCUGUCCUGGAUUCCUUGUCUCUCUGUGGAGUUCUCUUGAGAGUCUCCUCCUCCCUGAAAAUGUUCACACUGCUGGCAAUUCUUCUCGUAGUUCCACUGAAUCUUCACUGAAUAAGAGGCGUGUUUCUGAGAAGAAAGUGAAGUCUCCUAAGAAUGAUGGCGUCAACAAGUUGGUGGAUGUGCUAAACAAGUUUGCUGGUAAAUCUCAGGCAAUGCAUUAUGAUAUGAAUUUGGCUAGAGGUCAGCCUGAAUCAAGCCAGGUCAACGAGGAACCAACCAAUACUGUUUGGGAUGUGGAAACUUUAAGGGGUGGUCCUCUUGGUCUAUCCAAAGAUGUGUCUUGCCUGCUCCAUCUAUUUUGUGCAACCUAUUCGCAUUUACUCCUUGUGCUUGAUGACAUAGAAUUCUAUGAAAAGCAGGUACCCUUUGUGCUAGAGAAACAACGGAGAAUUUCGGCUGUGCUAAACACACUUGUGUACAACGGCUUGUUGCGUGGCACAAGCCCUGAGAACAGACAAUUUAUGGAUUCUGCUGUCAGAUGCUUGCAUUUACUGUAUGAAAGAGAUUGCAGGCACUCCUUUUGCCCUCCUGCUUUAUGGCUUUCUCCUGGUAGAACCAAUAGACCUCCAAUUGCUGUUGCUGCCAGAACUCAUGAGGUUGUGUCAGCCAAUGAUGUUCUCACCUCUCCAAGCAUGGGUUCUGUUAUCACAAUCACUCCACAUGUCUUUCCAUUCGAAGAGAGAGUCCAUGUCUUUAGAGAGUUUAUUAGCGUGGAUAAAGCCUCGAGGAAAAUGGCUGGUGAGGUGGAUGCGCCUGGUUCAAGGUCAAUUGAGAUAGUUGUUCGUCGUGGUCAUGUGGUUGAAGAUGGAUUCCGGCAACUAAAUUCUAUUGGUUCCAAGCUGAAAUCAUCUAUUCAUGUCUCGUUUGUGAAUGAGUCUGGCCUUCCAGAGGCUGGCUUAGACUAUGGUGGGCUGUCAAAAGAGUUUCUGACUGACAUAACAAAAGCAGCAUUUGCUCCUGAGUAUGGGUUAUUUUCCCAAACUCCUACAUCAGAGAGACUGCUUGUUCCAAGCCCAUCAGCUCAACACCUUGAGGAUGGGAUUCAGAUGAUUGAGUUCCUCGGUAGGAUUGUUGGUAAAGCUCUUUAUGAAGGAAUAUUACUGGAUUACUCUUUUUCGCAUGUUUUUAUCCAGAAGCUGUUGGGACGGUAUAGCUUUCUUGAUGAGCUAUCAGGGCUAGAUCCGGAGCUCUACAGGAACCUUGUGUAUAUUAAGCAUUAUGAUGGUGAUGUCAUAGAACUCUGUCUGGAUUUCACGGUAACUGAAGAGUAUUUCGGCAAAAGGAGCAUUAUUGAGCUCAAACCUGGUGGCAAAGACAUUUCAGUGACGAAUGAGAACAAGAUGCAAUAUAUUCAUGCCAUGGCUGACCAUAAACUGAACCGGCAGAUUCUGCCCUUCUCCAAUGCAUUCUACAGAGGAUUGACCGAUCUUAUAUCACCUUCUUGGUUGAAACUAUUUAAUGCCCACGAGUUUAAUCAGCUACUUUCUGGAGGAAAUCAUGAUAUAGAUGUCGAUGACCUAAGGAACAACACAAAAUACACUGGUGGUUACUCUGAGAGCAGUCGAACGAUCAAAAUCUUCUGGGAGGUCAUGAAAGGGUUUGAACCAAGUGAACGUUGCAUGGUUCUUAAAUUUGUGACUAGUUGUUCUCGGGCACCGCUACUUGGCUUCAAAUACUUGCAGCCAACCUUCACCAUUCACAAGGUCUCUUGUGAUACCUCUCUUUGGGCAGCCAUUGGAGGACAAGACGUGGGAAGGCUUCCAUCUGCUUCUACUUGUUACAAUACUCUCAAGCUUCCGACUUAUAAACGUGCAAGCAACAUGAGAGAGAAGCUUCUAUAUGCCAUUAGUUCGAAUGCAGGAUUUGAACUCUCCUAAAGAUAUCUGACCAGAUAAUGGUACAGGCACUUACCAUUAUCACUUGGGUUUGUGAUGAUGUCUAAGAGAGGUUGGUAGGAAUCAAAGACAACAAGCUUGAGGCCUGGAUUCUUCUUGAUUAGGCUUUGAGAUGUGUCCUUGAGUUUGUUGUUGAACAUGACUGCAUCAUUGUUCAACCUUUCUACACAAUUGUUGCUUCCAAGACCAAAGAGCGUGAUGGCUGCCGGUAAACACCCCAUUGGUGGCAAUGAUAUCACUCCGAUCCUCCUCGCUCCUAGUCCAUACAGAUUCUGUUACAGAAAACACUUUGGUUCUUAGUGACAGAAAAUAAGGGUAAAUAAUCUUUUUUCAUUGUAAAUUUGCUGUUACUAUUGCACAUUUGCUUGAUAAUUCAUGUGUAUGACAUUGUUUCUCCAUGGAUUUUGUCAUGAAAGUUUAAGUCUUUUUCUCGA